UCUUGCCACCACUAGGACUACAGACUCUCUUCCCUUCUUUGCCCCGCCUGCUCCCUUUGCCAAGAACACUGAACAGGAAGAAGUAUUUCGCGGGGAUGCCACGAAGGCAGAGACUGUGAAGAAGGAAGAACAUUGCUUGGGCAGAAGGAGCAUAUUCUCAGGAGACGGGGCCCCUGCCUGCCACACCAAGCAUUGGGCCACCAGGAAGACCCCCAUCUGCAAUCCAGCCUAGCCUUCCAGGGAGAAAGAGGCCCCUGCAGCUCCUUCACCAUGAACUGGCACAUGAUCAUCUCUGGGCUUAUUGUGGUGGUGCUUAAAGUUGUCGGAAUGACUUUCUUUCUACUUUAUUUUCCACAGAUUUUUAACAAAAGUAACAAUGGUUUCACCACCACCAGGAGCUAUGGAACAGUCUCACAGAUUUUUGGGAGCAGUUCCCCAAGUCCCAAUGGCUUCAUUCCCACAAGAAGCUAUGGAACAGUCUGCCCCAAAGACUGGGAAUUUUAUCAAGAAAGAUGUUUUCUCUUACCUACUUCUGAAUCAUCUUGGAAUGAAAGCAGGGACUUUUGCAAAAGAAAAGGAUCCACAUUGGCAAUUGUCAACACACCAGAGAAACUGAAGUUUCUUCAGGACAUAGCUGAUACAGAGAAGUAUUUUAUUGGCUUAAUUUAUAACCGUGAAGAGAAAAGAUGGCGUUGGAUCAACAACUCUGUGUUCAAUGGCAAUGUUACCAAUCAGAAUCAGAAUUUCAACUGUGCGACCAUUGGCCUAACAAAGACAUUUGAUGCUGCAUCAUGUGACAUCAGGUACCGCAGGAUCUGUGAGAAGGAUGCCAAAUGAUCACAGUUCCCUGUGACAAGAACCAUACUUGCAACUCUUUUUGAACUCACACAGGUCUUCUGGCCAGUGAUUCUUUUACUUACCUAUCUGUCUACCAGCAGCGGUCCUUGCCCAUUUGAGAAACUGAGCUUCUUUCUUCUGCACUGGGGGACCGGAUGCUAGCCAUCUCCAGGAGACAGGAUCGGUCUUAUGGAAACAACUCAGUUGGUAUAGAGAUGAGGUCUGCUUCUGUAGUACUGAGCAUUUCCGACUGAUCAAAAGGGCCUAGCCUGUUGACAGGGUUUGUUUUAUUUUAACCUCAGAGUAUCUACCAUACUACCAGGGAGCAACUGUAGAGUGAGCAAUUAUAAACAUUAUUUAGGGAUUAUCAUGGUGGAAGAGGGAUAAACGUAGCUCCUGUGACCUCAUCUCUGUUCUCAAGGGAACCCCAUUCAUAUGCCCCUCCUAACUCCACAAGCUGGGGUAGCAGAGGCUCUCCUCAGUCUGAACGAAGGCUGGGCCUUGGGGAGGGCUCCUAGUGCUGAGCUUGGAGCAGCACGGACAGCAGCAUUGUUUAUGGGAAUGGAGAGACGUCUGGGCAGGAUAGGAACCUUCUUGGAGACGCCUUUGAAGAAAACCAGACAGCCAAGGGAACAAAACACACUAGAUUUCUGUUCUUUAGCAAAACCCUGAAGAGACACUUAAGCUAAAAAUUCCCUUGUCAUAUUUCUGAAACUCCAUUAUAACAUAUGUAACUCCUUUGUAACCAAAAUUUAGGUAAGCAGGCUUCCUUUGCUCUGAAGGUUUUGAGUACUUGACUGUAUUUGUUGAGUAUAUUUUUAAAAUUUUGGAUGGUCUCUUAGGCAACAAUAAUCACAAUAUAUUCGUCCCUUCAGUUCUAGAGAGAACCUGAUAUCAGACACAGCCUACUGACCCAAGGAGCCUGGCACUGGUUGGCAUCACAUUGAUCUAGAACAGGUCCAGCUGAUGAAGCAAUAGAAAAAGAGGAGGGCUGCUCAGGGAAACAUUGGCUGGGGGCAAGGAAUAAGCACAUAGUAGAAAGGGGACAUCAGGGUCAAAUGGAAAUCACCUGAGACAGGAAACAGAGCGUUCAUUUGGCCAUACUGGAAGAAAGGCAAGAAAGGGGGAGAAAAGUCUUGGCGUACCCUGGCUGUUCUCUGCAUUCACAAGACAUCAGCUGUUUACCCUGCUUGGUGCAUGAGAAAGAGAAAAGAGAUGCCUUGUGUGUUUUGAGUAAGAAUAAGUAAACCAUAAGGAAGACCAUGUAUAAAACUGAUGGAAAUAAUAGUCGCCUAAGUACAAUGCGUACCAUUUUGUGUCUAAUAACAAUGUACCACUGUAAUGACUGUACAUAUCAUUAUAUGCAAACCAAACAAGAUGUUGUAAAUCAUAUUUUUUAUUACAACACUAAGUUCUGUUUCUGCAUUUCUAGGUUUCAUCAUUUUGGGCUCCUUAGCAUGGCCAUUUACAAUUUUUAAAAAUGAGAUAACACAUCAGGUGUCUGAACUUGCUUAAAGAGAAUCACCAGAAGUAAUUUGUGUUUGAGAUGGGGUAGAAAUUGGAAUUAUAUUAGUAGCCUGUGGAGAUACAAGUUCUCUGACUGUGUUGGCAAAGAAUAAGUGCUACCGUUGAGAAAGGAAGUAAGGCUGAGUCUAGGUGGAGAGAAAAAUCAACAGAAUUCUAGCCAAAGGCAAGCCCCAGAACUCAGACAACAGAAAGGAAAUCCUAAUCCUUGUUUUGAGAAGAGAGAACUAUAGUUGCUUCAAUUCCUGUUUCAUGACAGAAUAACUGCAAACUUUUAAGAUCAGGAAAUUUAGACAUCUAGUGAUUUCUUUAGUAGACAGUUUAAAUUUCCCCCAAGAUUAGGAGACACUUCUGUGCAGGUUCUAAAAGGAGCCCAGUGGCCUGGGUUGGGAGUGGGGAGUAGAUAGGGAAAAUGUGGGCUUUGGUUUAAGUUUAUCAUUGGGAGAGUUCCUGGAUCCUUGCAAGCUUAGAUAAAUGUGAUCUUUAUUAGAUAGCAGUGGCAUGCUUUAAAAAAAAAAAGGCAAUGAAAUUUGAAUUUGAGUUUUGACUUUGCUUCUAAUAUGCUGUGUGAAUCAGUACAGUUUUCUUACCCUUUCUUGGUCUUAGUUUCCUUAUUGAUAAAAUGGGGUAGUAAUACCUAUCUCAAAAAAGUAUUGCACAUAUUAAAUAACAUUCCUCUAUGUAUCUCAAUGGCAUUAGACAUUAGGAGAAGCAUUUUGUGGAGGAUUUGAAGUUGAGAUCUUCAUCCAAGAAGUAGCUUUUCAAUUUGCUAGAAGCUUAAUGUAGGCAAGCCACUUAAUUUUCCAGAACUUGUUAACUCAUUUAUAAUAUGCGAAUAAAAAUUUGCCCAAGUCAGAGAAGGGUGCCUCAAAAAUGUUGUGGCCAAGCCACAUGGAGAUCAAAGGCACACUGUUCAUGACUUCAAAUGUGGGCCCAGCCUAGGUCAGCCAACCCCCAUACAACCCUUAGACUCAUGAACAAAUCCACCUGAGAUCAGCAGAGCCACCCCAGAUCAGCAGAAACUCUAAGCAUGAAAAUAAAAGCUUAUACCACCGGAGUUUUCUGGUUAUAUCUCAUAUAGCAAAAUCUAACUGAUGCAAUCUCCACCUGGCCUUCAUCCUUCUCCCUUUAUUGUCCUUUCAUGUGUUGUUCAUCCAGCAAUCAGGAUGAUCUUGUUAAAACAUUAAACAGAUUCUGUUACUCUU
Messenger RNA from Piliocolobus tephrosceles (Ugandan red Colobus), 3566 nucleotides. It is a transcript of the gene CLEC5A, whose product is annotated as C-type lectin domain containing 5A. Bases 271 to 837 code for a protein of 188 amino acids. Gene Ontology annotation, biological process: innate immune response. The record is from RefSeq and is a predicted model, not a curated record. Gene Ontology annotation, molecular function: virus receptor activity. NCBI's taxonomy places the organism in Eukaryota, Metazoa, Chordata, Mammalia, Primates, Cercopithecidae. The transcript is spliced from 7 exons.